This is a messenger RNA of Maniola jurtina (meadow brown), 3335 nucleotides long. RefSeq names its product transient receptor potential cation channel protein painless (gene pain). The record is from RefSeq and is a predicted model, not a curated record. The transcript is spliced from 2 exons. Bases 219 to 3086 code for a protein of 955 amino acids. NCBI's taxonomy places the organism in Eukaryota, Metazoa, Arthropoda, Insecta, Lepidoptera, Nymphalidae. Gene Ontology annotation, biological process: monoatomic ion transport; transmembrane transport. Gene Ontology annotation, cellular component: membrane. Gene Ontology annotation, molecular function: monoatomic ion channel activity; protein binding.
CGGUAAUUGAGUUUGCGAGCGCAGGAUCAGCAAGUUUCGUUGUCGCCUCCCACUCGGCUGCGCGCGCGCCGCCUCACUCGGACGACGAGCGCGCAGUGCACGGCCGCACAACAUGCCAAACCAAUAGCAGACAAAGUGAACAAGUGCUUGGUGACUGUGAAAAGUGAUAUCAUUGUUUCAUCCUUCAUAAUUCUUCAGAUGCCAGUGUGUUAUGAGAUAUGACACGGGAUAGCUACGAAAUGAACACGAACCGCUUGUCCAGGGGUGGAUCCCUGUUCGGAAACGAUCCUCAAGUGCAACUAAGGACAGCUCUUCGAACAAAUGACUUCGCGACGUUUAAGAAACUUCUAAACUACGGCGCCGUUGAUCUCGAACAUGUUUACCCAUAUCCUGAUUACAAGACUUGUCUCGAACUAGCUGUUUCGGAACCUAACAAAAUUGAAUUCGUAAAGUUGUUAUUGCAGCAUGAAGUGCAAGUCAACAGACUUAAUGAAACCCACGGAGCUGCCCCGAUACACUUUGCGGUCGAAAAUGGAAAUCUUGAAGCUUUGGAAGCUCUAUUGGAAGACGAUAGAAUCGAUGUGGACAUUAAGUCUAAAGGGAACACUGCAUUACUAAUGGCAAUCAAAAAAAUACAGGAUUUGGACGAUGAUCGCGAACGUGAGCUUGAUAUUUAUGAAGAUAUGGUGGAGCGGCUUCUGAAAGCAGGCUGCAAUGCAAAUUCUCCAGAUUUGAAAGGCGUUACUCCCGUUUACUCAGCAGCAAAGCAGGGGCUCGAGAGGGUUGUGACAUAUAUCUUGGACUAUUCAAAAGACCCUGUUGAUUUGGAUGUUUACAAAGACGUUCGAGGUAGGACGGCGAGAUAUUAUUUGCAAGAAGCUUUUCCACAUCUUAUAGCAAAAUUCGAUUCCAUCGCCGAAAUCGAAGAGACGAUUGACGUGGAUAAAUUAUUUUCGUAUUUGAGUAGACAUGAAGAGGAUAACUUCAUCCGUGAUUUUACGAAACUUGUUAAGAAAAACGAGCAUCGACCGAUUCUUGCAGCUAAUAAUGGAAUGAAUACGUUGUUACAAAUUGCAGUCGACAAGGGAUUCGAAAAAGUAGUAUUAACUUUGCUCAAUUCGGGAGCAGAUCCAAAUGCUACAUGUUCAGGAAAUACAUCUCGUCCUAUAGCCAUUGCUUGUUAUAAUGGAUUCUGCAAAAUACUCAAAAUGUUUAUCGACAACGAGUCAACGUUAUUUGAUCCAGUAAAUAGCGAAUCCCUUGUUCAAGUAACCGUAAAAGGAAUGCGGUCUGCUUCUAAAAACCCAAAAGCAGAUUUUAAAGGUUGUUUAAACUUACUGCUAACUAAUCCUAAGGUUAACCACCACAUAAACAUUAAUCAUCAAGACAUUAAAGAUAAUACAGCACUUCAUUACGCUGCAAGAAAUGGAGACAAUGACACUGUCUUGGAACUUCUUAGAAGAGGGGCUUGUGUUGGUUUAUACAACAGGUUCAAUGAACCACCGUUGGCGGAUAUAAACGCGAGAACUCUUGAAACGUUCCUGGAUGAAUGUAUUGAACCAAAUGGCGAACGACCUAGUGACGAAGACUAUGAAAUUCGUAUAAAAUACAGUUUCCUCGUUUAUCCUAACAACUCCCUGGAAAAUGAGCUUUGUAAAGUGCCUUUAAUGGAUAAUUCUAACAAUAAUAACACUGUCAAACAAUACGAGGCUAUUUUAGCUCCAGAAACAGAAGCGCUUCUGUACAUGACAAGAAACGAAGAGUUGCGGCCACUUCUUAAACAUCCAGUCAUAACUAGUUUUCUUUAUUUAAAGUGGCAAAGAAUAAGUUGCCUCUUUUACGCAAACAUAACGUUUUAUUCACUUCUAUGGUUAAGUUUAAUUUUGUAUAUAAUAUUGGGAUAUAGCGCCGAGAAGCCAGAAUCUAAAUCUAUCGAAGCAAUAAAUGUCGUAACUCAUAUUGGAGCUAGUAUUGGGCUAAUACUAUUAAUAAUUCGAGAACUUUUUCAGUUAUUAGUGUCACCGACAAGAUAUCUGCAAAGUAUCGAGAAUUGGAUGGAAAUCGCCUUAAUAUUCGUAACAGCAGCUAUUGUGUCUAACGAUUCAGCGCCAGAAUCCACAAAACAACAGUUGUCUGCAGUUGCCAUUCUAUUAUCGUCCGCAGAGCUUGUUUUACUCAUUGGCCAAUUUCCCACAUUAUCAACAAAUAUUGUAAUGUUGCGUACUGUAUCUUGGAAUUUCUUUAAAUUUUUACUUUGGUACUGCAUUUUAAUCAUAGCGUUUGCCUUGAGUUUCUAUACACUAUUUAAAAAAAGUGAAGAACAAGAAGACCAAAAAGCGCCGAACCCCAACAAUACAGGCCCAGAGGAAGAAGAAGAGGAGGAAUUUUUUGAAGACCCAGGAAGGUCUCUAUUUAAAACUAUAGUUAUGUUAACCGGCGAGUUUGACGCUGGAUCUAUUAAAUUCAGUACAUUCCCAGUGACAAGUCAUAUAAUAUUCAUGGUUUUCGUUUUCAUGGUACCCAUUGUUUUGUUCAAUUUACUUAAUGGUUUGGCAGUUAGUGAUACACAGGAGAUAAGAGCUGACGCUGAAUUAGUGGGGCACAUAUCGAGAAUUAAGCUUAUAUCUUAUUUUGAAAGUGUUCUUAUUGGAAAAAUGUAUACACAACCACUAAAAUGCUGGUCCUGGUUGCCCCAUUCCCUACAAGAUUUAAACAUUAUCAAACCACAAAUGCUGUGCAUAAAACCUUUCGCUAAAAGAAUCAGUCUGUUUCCAUUCUUUUUACCUAGAUAUCGAAUAACAGUCAAACCUAACCAAGACAAUAAAAUAGAAAUACCUCGCCCAGAACCGAUUGGCAAAUUCAGUGACGAUUAUGAAGACGUUGAAAGUGGUAAAUGUUGUUUUGAACAGUGUCAGGCCUACAGACUGGACAGAAAAAUAGUUAAAAACGCUAAAGUCAUUAUUCAUAAGAGGACAUACGUAUCCGAAUUUGACGAAGUGAAAAAUAUGCUUUCAAAAUAUGAAACAAAAAUUUCCAGUAUAGAAAGUACACUGAAAAAGGUGCUCCAACAGUUGGAAGCGCAUUAAACUGUCUAAUUUUAAGAAAAUAAUUAUACAUAAGCUAUUCCAUCGACAAUAACUUUUUAAUUUAAGAUUGCUUUUUAAAUACUUUAAUUAAUUAAAUAAUAACGAUUUUUUUCUUGGAUAAUUUUUUGACGCGAUUAUUUAUUUUUAUAAUCAUGCUUUUAUACUUGUUAUUUUUAAGGAUACUACUUCAUAUUUAAGUUAGUGUUUAAUAUGACUACAUAUUUUUAAAUAAUAAAAAAGUGAACAUGA